AUUCACCAUUUAAUAUAAAUGUUUUGAAGUGUUGUACAGUGUCGGUAGAGGAGUGUGUGUUUUAUUAAUUCUAUUUUAGUAUUAAUUGAAUAAAUUUCUUCCUCUGUACGUACCACCUCAGUAAAAAAAAACUCAUUGUCUACCAGUAUUCCACAAUUCCUGCGGUCAAAGUUUAUCUAAUACAAAAUUUCGUUUGACGUGUUCAUUAAAAACGUAAUAUUGCAGAACGUUUCGAUUCCGUGAAAUCUUUUUGUAAUUAAAUUUUGUACACAAAAACAAUGCUAUCGGUUCGUAAUAAAUUGCUAUUUGGAUUGAAAUCCUAUCCAAAUUUGACACCGUGUCUUGUGAAAACAUUUUACUCAUAUUCACCGGAACCGUCUCAGCCACUCAACCGAGAACCGGCAAUAGUGUCGCCAGAGGAAGCUGUUAAAUGCAUUAAAUCAGGCAAUACAGUCUUCAUGCAGGGCGCAGCUGCCACUCCGACUAUUCUAGUUAAGGCAAUGGCAGAACAUGGCCGAAAUGCCAACUUACGUGAUGUUAAGAUUUGUGCUAUGCACACAGAAGGUUUGGCUGAAUAUACCGAUCCAGCUCUGGAAAAAGUUUUUCGUUCCACGUCCUUUUUCAUGGGCGGUAACGUUCGAAAGGCGGUAGCAGAAGGUCGUGCCGAUUGUGUUCCAAUAUUUCUUCAUGAAAUCCCUCAAUUGUUCCACAAAAAGAUUUAUUGUCCGGAUGUGGCUCUCAUAUCUGUAUCACCGCCGGAUCAACAUGGCUAUUGCUCUUUAGGCACAAGUGUUGAUUGUGUUCGUGCAGCUUUGAUGCACUCGAAAUGUAUUGUUGCUCAAAUUAACAAACAAAUGCCACGCACAUUUGGUGAUUCAAUCAUUCAUCAAUCUCACUUUGAUUUCGCCACCUGCAUCGACGAGCCGCUGCCUGCACAUGGCCACAAGCAACAAACUGAACAAGAAACGAAAAUCGGCCAACUCAUAGCAGAGAAUUUGGUCGAGGAUGGAGCCACAUUGCAGAUGGGCAUUGGAAACAUUCCGGAUGCUGUUCUGACCGCUUUGCACAAUCAUAAGGACUUGGGCAUUCAUUCGGAGAUGUUUGCUGACGGUGUUGUGGAUCUGGUGAAGAAUGGAUGCGUUACGAAUGCUAAGAAGACCAUUCACAAGGGACGUAUUGUUGGUUCAUUUUUGAUUGGAUCGAAGAAACUCUACGAUUUUGUCGACAACAAUCCGUUCAUUGAAAUGCUGGACAUUGCAUACGUGAAUAAUGUCGGUAUUAUUGCGAAAAAUCCUAAAAUGACUGCCAUCAAUUCAGCUUUGGAAGUUGACUUAACGGGACAAGUAAACGCCGACUCGAUUGGAACAAGAAUGUACUCCGGAUUUGGCGGACAGGUUGAUUUUAUUCGAGGUGCCGCAGAAGGCUUUGACGGCAAAGGAAAACCAAUCAUUGCCAUUCCAUCAGUUACGAAGAGGAACGAAUCGAAAAUUGUGCCCACACUGAAAACCGGCGCUGGUGUCGUAACAUCGAGAGCCCAUGUCCAUUAUGUCGUCACGGAGCAUGGCAUUGCGUACCUGUUCGGAAAAUCGAUUCGACAACGUGCCCACGCACUUAUUCAAAUCGCACAUCCCGAUCAUCGCGAGGCCUUAGAGAAGGCUGCAUUUGAAAGAUUAAAAUGUAUGCCAUCUCCUUAAAUGAAUUUUCGUUUCCUUUUACCAGCAGCCUGUAACGAUGAUAUGAAAAAUACUGAAAGUUAAAAUUUAAGUCGAAGCAGUACAUGUAUUGUGUCGUGCGACACUAUAUAUUCCCGUUUUUCUUUUCUGAUCAAUAAAGAUGUUUGGCAUUGAC
Bradysia coprophila is the source of this 1848-nucleotide messenger RNA. RefSeq names its product succinyl-CoA:acetate/propanoyl-CoA:succinate CoA transferase. Gene Ontology annotation, molecular function: acetate CoA-transferase activity. Lineage: Eukaryota; Metazoa; Arthropoda; Insecta; Diptera; Sciaridae. Gene Ontology annotation, cellular component: mitochondrion. The record is from RefSeq and is a predicted model, not a curated record. Gene Ontology annotation, biological process: acetate metabolic process.